Messenger RNA from Oryzias melastigma (Indian medaka), 1180 nucleotides. RefSeq names its product programmed cell death 2-like (gene pdcd2l). NCBI's taxonomy places the organism in Eukaryota, Metazoa, Chordata, Actinopteri, Beloniformes, Adrianichthyidae. The transcript has 2 exons. The coding region runs from base 70 to 1140 and encodes 356 amino acids. The record is from RefSeq and is a predicted model, not a curated record. Gene Ontology annotation, cellular component: cytoplasm.
GUCGGACAUUUGAUAGCAACGGACCUAACCACUUAAUUCUACUUCCGGUCGGGGAAGCGCGCACAUGUGAUGGCCUCGCUCGUUGAGCCGGUUCCGCUACUUGGUCUGUGUGACGGAGAACUAGACCCGAAACGGUAUCGAUCCUCUUUCCAGACCAACAAGGUCGGAGGUCUGCCGGACUGGCUGCCGCUCAUCUCGAGGCCUCGUCCGAGCUGCGGGCUGUGCGGCGCGCCGUCCGCGCUCAUAGCGCAGGUCUACUGCCCCCUGCAGGCGGCGGCUGCGCACCACCGGAACCUCCACUUGUUCGCGUGCAGCCGCGGAACGUGCAGCGGUCGUCCGGAGAGCUGGACGGCGCUGCGCUCUCAGAGCCUGAAGGCGGAGGUGGCUGCAGCCCGGGGCCCGAGCCGGCCCCCCACGAAACAGGAGCCUUCUCCUGCGGCCACGGACUGGUGUGAACAGGCUGACGACUGGGGGGCGGAGGAAGUUCAGGAGGAGGUCCGGGAGGAUGAAGAGUCUUCUCAAAGUGAAGAUUGUCCUCCAGCCUGUGAGAUGCUCUUCAGCAGUCACAUGCAGACCCUCAGUCUGGAGGAGGAGACGGAGGUUCACAUCUUCCGACCUUUGUUCAUCAGUGUGGUGGAGGAGUCUGAACUCUAUGAGGACGAGGAGGACCUGGAGCACGCCAAGGAGCUGCUGAGAGAGUAUGAGAAGAAGGAGGGGGCGGUGAUGGCGGAGUUGGAGGAGAGCGGCGGCGGCGCGGCAGAAAACUAUGAAAAAUCCUCAGCCAAACACGGAGAUGCCGUCUUCUCCAGAUUCAUGAAAACCAUCUCCUGGUGCCCGCAGCAGGUCCUGCGCUACUGCCGCGGGGGGAGACCUCUGUUCAUCUCCUCCCCUCCGCCCAGCAUGCCUCAGGCGGUGCCCCGCUGCAGCUCCUGCGGGGGCAGCAGGACGUUUGAGUUGCAGCUAAUGCCCGCUCUGGUCAGCCUGCUGCAGAGGACAGAGCAGGCUACGGGGGCGGAGCUGGAGUUUGGGACAGUGCUGGUUUACACGUGCACAAGCAGCUGCUGGACGCCAGGAUCAAAGCUGGCUGUGGAGGAGUUCUGCUUCGUUCAAGCGGACCCGGACCAGCAGCUCUUUCAGUGAUUCCUGGAGUCGAACAAUAAAAGUUCUGUGAAUAAAGCCA